AUGGUAGAAAACUCAUCGAGUGAUAAUUCAAUAAGGCCAAUUCCAGCAAUACCUAUGGACCUACCCGAUUAUGAAGCGCUGCCUACCCACGCGCCACUGUAUUAUCAACUUAUAGCAGGUGCAUUCGCUGGUAUUAUGGAACAUUCAGUGAUGUUUCCUAUAGAUGCCCUUAAGACGCGAAUACAAUCAGCCAACGCGAAAUCGCUGUCCGCCAAGAAUAUGCUCUCACAAAUAUCUCAUAUAUCUACUUCAGAGGGAACUCUAGCCCUAUGGAAAGGUGUUCAAUCCGUCAUACUAGGUGCGGGACCCGCACAUGCAGUGUAUUUUGGUACGUAUGAGUUCUGCAAAAAAAAUCUUAUCGACUCGAGUGAUACGCAGACACAUCAUCCUUUUAAGACAGCGAUUAGUGGCGCCUGUGCCACAACGGCGUCUGACGCAUUAAUGAACCCAUUCGAUACAAUAAAACAAAGAAUCCAACUUAACACCUCCGCAUCAGUAUGGCAAACCACUAAGCAGAUAUACCAAUCUGAAGGUUUGGCAGCAUUUUAUUAUUCUUACCCAACCACCCUAGUAAUGAACAUCCCAUUUGCAGCAUUUAAUUUCGUCAUAUAUGAAUCAUCCACAAAAAUUUUUAACCCAUCAAACGAGUACAACCCCCUAAUACAUUGUCUGUGUGGCAGUAUCAGCGGAUCGACAUGUGCGGCAAUCACGACACCUUUGGACUGCAUAAAGACGGUACUGCAGAUAAGGGGCAGUCAAACAGUUUCGUUAGAAAUUAUGAGAAAGGCGGAUACUUUCAGUAAGGCAGCCAGUGCCAUAUAUCAAGUUUAUGGCUGGAAAGGAUUUUGGAGAGGGUGGAAACCAAGGAUAGUGGCAAACAUGCCGGCUACCGCUAUAUCAUGGACAGCUUAUGAAUGUGCAAAACAUUUCCUAAUGACGUAUUAG
Molecule: messenger RNA, 945 nt
Organism: Saccharomyces paradoxus
Lineage: Eukaryota; Fungi; Ascomycota; Saccharomycetes; Saccharomycetales; Saccharomycetaceae
Gene: MRS3
Product: Fe(2+) transporter
Exons: 1
Coding region: 1-945 (314 amino acids)
Biological process (GO): iron import into the mitochondrion
Cellular component (GO): mitochondrial membrane
Molecular function (GO): ferrous iron transmembrane transporter activity
Source: RefSeq, a predicted model, not a curated record